CAUCCCGUGGAGCCUUGAGAGAUGCACAGAUCAAUGGCUCGCAUUGAUGGUUUAUUAUCAAAUAGUCACCCCCAUGGAAUUUGCAAGGAUUAUCAAGAGGAAAAGCGCUGCUGAUUGGAAUUCCCCUCUCCUUCCUAACAAAACCCACAGUUUCAGAAAUAAAAGGAAGUGAAUGUUACUUCUCCGGGAAGUUUUCAGCAGAAGAGCUUAGAGCUGCCAGGAUCUUAUCCAAAAAUGUUAUCAGUGUACUCAGUGCACAGACAUUGCUUGCACUGUUUUGAGAUAUUUGAAGCUACCAUUCUGGAAAACCCCUUUCACUUUGACUCCGUUUCACAAUUUUUAUGCAAUUAAGCAACAACAGUUUCAAGAGGUGAAGAAAAACGGCCCUGAGGUGAACUUCAAGCUCUGGGUGCUGCUGCUGGCUUCAGCUCAGCUCUCUGUGUUGCUGGUACCUGAGCAGCCCGCGCCAUGCGUGAGUACAAGCUAGUGGUCCUUGGCUCAGGAGGUGUGGGCAAAUCUGCCUUGACUGUACAGUUUGUUCAGGGAAUUUUUGUUGAAAAAUAUGACCCAACAAUAGAAGAUUCAUACAGAAAGCAAGUGGAAGUAGAUUGUCAACAGUGUAUGCUUGAAAUCCUGGAUACAGCAGGGACAGAGCAAUUUACAGCAAUGAGGGAUCUCUAUAUGAAGAACGGCCAGGGGUUUGCACUAGUAUAUUCAAUAACAGCACAGUCCACGUUUAACGACCUACAGGACCUGCGGGAACAGAUCUUACGGGUGAAGGACACUGAAGAUGUUCCAAUGAUUCUGGUUGGCAAUAAAUGUGACCUGGAGGAAGAACGCGUAGUUGGCAAAGAGCAGGGUCAAAACUUAGCAAGACAGUGGUGUAACUGUGCCUUUCUAGAAUCGUCUGCAAAGUCUAAAAUCAACGUUAAUGAGAUCUUUUAUGACCUGGUCAGACAGAUAAAUAGAAAAACACCAGUGGAAAAGAAGAAGCCUAAAAAGAAAUCAUGCCUGCUGCUUUAGACUCCCGUGGCGCAGCAGCUCUGAGCCAGAUUGCAGGAAUGAAGAACUGUUGCCUAAAUGGAAAGUGCCAGCGUUCCCAACGUCACCACCUUACAGACAUUAGUGACAUAUCUGAAGGAGCUUCUCCUGUUUUUGUAUACGACGAGAAGAAUUUAGAUCUUAAAAUGGUUUGCACACAGUCCCUGGAAAAAGAAAUUGCUCUGUGUAUAUCUCUUGGAAAUUGAAGACAGUAGCAUUUCUCCUUUGCAAUAGCAGUUAACAGAUGUGAAAAAUAAAUAUAAUUGACUCUAGCCUAUGAUUAUACAAAGGAGCAUGGAUGCAUUUCAAAUGUUAGACAUGGCUACUAUAAUUAAAAUUUCAUAUUGACCCUUAUAUCGUAAUUUCUCCCCGUCCAGCACUAAAAAUGUUCCACCAUUAUAUUUUAUAUAUCUGUAACUAUAGAUAUAUAUUAUCUGAGAUUUCCCUUUGAACUCACUGCAGCAAAUAACUUUUUGAGUCAUUGACUUCAUUUUAUAUUUAAAAGUUACAGAAUAUCAUUAUUUUCAUUCUGCCAUUAUAUUCUAAUUAAAAAUGUUUGUGCAUAAUGCUUUGGAAAAAUGGGUCUUUUAUAGGAAAAAAAAAACCUGGGAUAACUGAUUUCUAUGGCUUUAAAAGCAAAUAUAUAUAAUAUACUAAACCAACUCUAAUAUUGCUUCUUGUGUUUUACUGUCACAGAUUAAAUUACAGCUUUUAUGAAUGAUUAAAUUUUAGUACAUUUUCA
This is a messenger RNA of Lagopus muta (rock ptarmigan), 1783 nucleotides long. RefSeq names its product RAP1A, member of RAS oncogene family (gene RAP1A). Gene Ontology annotation, cellular component: plasma membrane. NCBI's taxonomy places the organism in Eukaryota, Metazoa, Chordata, Aves, Galliformes, Phasianidae. The transcript is spliced from 8 exons. Bases 469 to 1023 code for a protein of 184 amino acids. Gene Ontology annotation, biological process: negative regulation of synaptic vesicle exocytosis; Rap protein signal transduction; cellular response to cAMP. Gene Ontology annotation, molecular function: GTP binding; GDP binding; GTPase activity. The record is from RefSeq and is a predicted model, not a curated record.